Molecule: messenger RNA, 1518 nt
Organism: Podarcis muralis (Common wall lizard)
Lineage: Eukaryota; Metazoa; Chordata; Lepidosauria; Squamata; Lacertidae
Gene: SYCP3
Product: synaptonemal complex protein 3
Biological process (GO): meiotic cell cycle; spermatid development
Cellular component (GO): synaptonemal complex
Source: RefSeq, a predicted model, not a curated record
CGUGUUUCUCGUCGCCGCCUCACCUUUCCCUCUUUCUCCCUCUUUCAGGGAGGGAGUGAGGAGAAAGAAUGGGGGGGGGGGAGCGGCGGUUUGGGAAAGUAGGAAAUGCUGGGUGGUUGUAAGAGAGAAAUUGGCGGAAGGGGAACAUCUUGAGGUUGGGCUAAAGGGGACCCGGGUGGGGAAAGACAACGGCAGAACCAAAAGGUGGGAACCUGAGUUACUCUGAUUAUGGCACCAUCAGGAAGAAAAUCUGCAGCAAAAACUGCUAAAUUGGCACAGGAAGAUCCAAUUGUUCAUGCCUACGACUUUGAAGAACAUACAAAAAAACAUCUGAGUGGCUCUGAAGAGGAUGUUAGAGAAGAUGAAACUCCAAUAAUUGAUAAACAUGGUAAGAAAAGACCUUCACUGACUCCUCGUCCUGUAGUUGAAGAUGAAGUUGGGGGAGAAGUACAGAAUAUGCUGGAAAGAUUCGGAGCGGACAUUAACAAAGCUCUUCUAGCUAAAAGGAAAAGAUUAGAGAUGUACACGAAAGCUUCUCUCAAAACAAGCAACCAGAAAAUAGAACACGUUUGGAAAACACAACAAGAGCAAAGGCAGAAGGUCCAACACGAAUAUUCUCAGCAGUUCCUGCAUGUAUUUCAACAGUGGGAUGCUGAUAUAAAGAAAUCUGAGGAACAGGAAGAAAAAUUAACGAACCUGUUUCGGCAACAACAAAAAACUUUCCAACAAGCAAGAAUAGUUCAGAAUCAAAGACUGAAAACAAUUAAGCAGCUGUAUGAGCAAUUUUUGAAGAGUAUGGAAGACAUGGAGAAGACUCAUGAAAGUCUUUUAGUAGGUGCACAAAAUGAGCUUCGGAAAGAGAUGGCUAUGUUGCAAAAGAAGAUCAUGAUGGACACUCAACAGCAAGAGAUGGCAACUGUUCGCAAAUCUCUUCAGUCCAUGUUAUUCUGAUGGCUCAGUGGAGAAACAACUUGUACCUAAGUAACAUGAUACAAUUAUAUACAUUAGCCAUAUGGGGAGGAAGAGCCAGUAUUUUAAACGCCAUAUUAAAAAUUGCUAUAUUUGAAUACCUUACAUUCAGCUCUGAUAUCAAAGAAACCGACAGCUCAUUGCUUCUUAGCAACAGGAUAUGCUAAUUUUAUUUUUUUCCUGUGUCUCUCAAAGUAUUCCUAAUGGUUUUUAAUUUGCAUCAAUAUUUUUUCGCCUCUUAAAUUCAGAAUCUAGAUCCCAGGGUUAAGGUACCUUUUUGAAAGUUCAAGCUACUUAAUGUUAUUUAACUGUCUGACAGACUGUUUUUGUACCAAACACUCUGAUAAUAACAAAUUGCAUGUACUAUGGGAUUCAAGGCCUUAUUAAAAAUUGUGUACUUGCAGCAGAACUAUAUAAAAUGUUUCAGGUUGCUACCAAAGAAACAUUUCAUUCUUAUAUAACAACCAGAGUAAUAUGUCUUAAUCUGAAAGUUGAAGGAGAUGCAUAAGAACUUCCUUAUGAUUAUAAAAUAAAAUAUACAUGUUGCUA